CUGGAAAAUAUGGCUUUAAAAGGCUGUCAUUUUUUGUAUACAACACAGCAGGGUUGUAAAGAAGGCUGUGUAGCCAUUUCGUGGUCCAAGCAGUGUGGUAUAGAAGGCUGAGGAACUUUGGAAACAAGUUUUGUGCUGUAUAGUGGAAUAUGUGUGAAGUUGGAUCAAUGCCUAGACCUGGUAGAGUAUUUAAAAAUAUAGUAAGUCCCAUUUUUCAAUAUACAGCGAAAAACUGAUGUUGAAGUUAGGCUUGGGCCUGCAGAUGCAAACAUUAGCUUGUCUCCAAGUGCAUCUAAACUAAGAAUUGGGAAAGGUAUCAUGUCAGAAGAAACAAAUCAUGACAGAAAUACAGAUAUCAGAAUUUUGGAUCUGGAAUUGGUGGCAAAGGCACUUAGAAAAGCCUGCAAGUGCCCUUUCUUUGGAGGAAAUCUGUAUUUGAUGGAUGAUGAAAAGAGAGAAGAUCUGGUUUGCACAUUGUACAUUUUAUGUCAAAACUUUGAUGCUGACACACCAUUCAAGACAUCAAAGGCCAGUAAUAGAAAGUAUGAAGCCAAAGUGAGAUUUGCUUACAAAUUAAGAUGUAUAGCGAUUGGAAGACAUGGUGCGAACCUUUUAUAUGGUAAAUGAGCAUGCCUGGUUCUCCACAAAAAUUUCCUGCAAAUGAACACUACUCUCUUCAAUGCAGUUGCAGAAGUAAGUGAAAAGAGCAUGAACAUGGCACUCCAGGGGCAAGUCAAGAAAAUUGUGAUGCAACUAAUAUCAAAGAUAAAGCAGAUUCCUGUGACAGUUCCUAGAUGAAGAGGGGCAUAUUUCACUGCAUGGAAUUUCAAUUAUUAGUGACGACACUGGAAAAGUAGUAGACUUAAAGGUGAUGUCUAAAUAAUGUUCUACAUGUUCCUUGCACAAGAAAUAUAAUGAUGCAGGUAAAGAAAGAGAAUGGCAAGAAACACACAAAGCUGUUUGUAGCAGGAAUUAUGUAGGCUCCAGUCUCCAAUGGUGGGAUGGAAGAUCCUCAUUUUUCACAGGUCUUUGCGAAAGUGUGUGGUAAGAUACACACAGUAUUUAGGAGAUGGAGACUCUAGUGCUUUCAAGAAUGUAGUUGUAAGUCAGCCCUAUGGAAAAGACUGCACUAUUGAAAAACUGGAGUCCUCAGACCAUAUUCAGAAGAGGAUGCACGGAUGACUCGGAAGACUUUUUGCAGACAAUAAAGACAAGCUACUAGAUGAUGGGAAGCCACUGGGAGGUAAAAACAGCCUAACACAGAAGAGAAUUGACAGUCCGCAAGUCUAUUAUGGUGCUACAAUUAGAAGUAACCUCACAGAUUUGGAUAGUAUGAGGAAGGCAGUACAGGCCAUUUGGUUUCAUUACUUGUUGACAGAUGCUACACCUCAACAUUGCCAAUAUUCUAAUGAAUGGUGCAAAUUUCUGAACAGCAAGGAAAGUGGGGAAUCUUAUAACUAUAAAAAUAGUGUUCCUUACGAGGUUGCUGUGGUGUCACCGCCAGACACCACACUUGCUAGGUGGUAGCCUUUAAAUCGGCCGCGGUCCGUUAGUAUACGUCGGACCCACAUGUUGCCACUAUCAGUGAUUGCAGACCGAACGCCGCCACACGGCAGGUCUAGAGAGACUUCCUAGCACUCGCCCAGUUGUACAACCGACUUUGCUAGUGAUGGUUCACUGACAAAAUAUGCUCUCAUUUGCUGAGACAAUAGUUUAGCAUAGCCUUCAGCUACGACAAUUGCUACGACCUAGCAAGGUGCCAUUAUCAGUUACUAUUGAUAUUGAUUCAUGUACUGUCAAGACCGACAUUCUUCAUUAAUGGAUUAAAGUUAAGUGUUCCACCAGCUACGUCCUUUUUUCUAAAUUCUAAUUUCCUUGUCCUGUUCCAGACCUCAUGCCAGCCUGUGUGAGCUAAAACGCGUGCCUUUCGGCCUCCUUCUAGUAACACCGUGUUGGCUCUCCUGCCAACCCAAAAAAUUGGCGACGAGGCAAAACCGCGUUCUUAUUGAUAUUGCCCUGUUGUGUAAUGGCUUCGCCACAAUCUCCAGAUGUACUGUCCGAAUUUUAUCGCUUACAGAAUCAGCAGACGCAGGCCUUACUGGAUGCCCUAGGACAGCUUGUCCAGGGUCAAUGGGCAAUGCAAAACGAUGCGGCAGCCGCCGCUCCACCGCUAAUGCAGCCACAACACACUGUUGCACCAACUUUUUGACAUUUGAUGCUGCACUGGAAAGCUGGACGGAGUGGUCACGGCAAUUUGGAUUCCAUCUCACCACCUACAGAAUUCAAGCGACGGUGCCGUCCGGUCAGCGCCCUGGGGACCCAUCUACUGGCUCGCCUCAGCCCCAGGUGUUACCGAGGCUGCCUUCCAUUUUGCCCCAUGGCGGCGCGCCGCCACCACCACCGCUGCCGCCUGUUCUUCCGCUGGCGACGCCCGCAGUGGAUGCUUCGCUGCAGCCGCCGGGCACCUCCCUGGGUCAUGCACCGCCGAUCGCUUCCCCGGACCAGUGGUCCUCCGACAUGGAACUCUUGCCCGCUCCGGACCAUAUGUCGUCUUCGCCCGUCGGGUGCCCCGGCUCGAUGGAGGUCGACCCUUCGGCCCCUCCUGUCUCUCUGUGGGUGCAUACACCGCAUGUUGGCGUGCACCCUGGAGCAGGUUUUCAGGCGUUUCCUAGCUCCCCGCGGUCCAAAUGGCAGGGUGUGGGUGGCACAGCCUCGCCUGUUGUUAGGCUCCCCACCUCGUCGCUUAUGUCAACAUGGGGUCCUCCCUACGGCGGGCGGAAGCCUUAUGCCACAACCGUAUGCCGAUUUGCGGGGGAGGAAUGUCGUGUCACCACCAGACACCACACUUGCUAGAUGGUAGCCUUUAAAUCGGCUGCGGUCCGUUAGUAUAUGUCGGACCCACGUGUCGCCACUAUCAGUGAUUGCAGACCGAGUGCUGCCACACGGCAGGUCUAGAGAGACUUCCUAGCACUCGCCCAGUUGUACAACCGACUUUGCUAGCGAUGGUUCACUGACAAAAUACGCUCUCAUUUGCCGAGACGAUAGUUUAGCAUAGCCUUCAGCUAUGUCAAUUGCUACGACCUAGCAAGGGCCAUUAUCAGUUUCUAUUGAUAUUGAUUCAUGUACCGUCAAGACCGACAUUCUUCAUUAAUGGAUUAAAGUUAAGUAUUCCACCAGCUACGCCCUUUUUUCUAAAUUCUAAUUUCCUUGUCCUGUUCCAGACCUCACGCCAGCCUGUGUGAGCUAAAAUGCGUGCCUUUCGGCCUCCUGCUAGUAACACGGCGUUGGCUCUCCUGCCAACCAAAAUAGUUGCAAUGGCAAUUAAACCAACUUUUUGAGCACUGGCUUCACCAGAACUGCUAGAAAAAUGUCUGCAUAGCAAAACACUUAACCCAAAUGAAAAUUUCAGUGCUCUUAUUUGGAAGAGAUGUCCAAAGAUUGUGUUUGUUUCCAAUUUGGUAGUGAAGAUUUCUGCUCUGGAAGCUGCAGCAGUGUUUAAUGACAGAAAUGUGGCAAGCCUUUACAUCCUCAGUAAGUUGGGCUUUACACCUAGAGUCUUCACUGAGCAGAUACUGCAGAUCAUCGAUAAGCAACGAAUCAUGAAGGCAGAGACUUCAGUAAAAAAUAUAGAAAAAAUUGCUAGGUAAAGGAGCAGAGGAGCUAAAAUACCUGCAGAGUAUGAUGAGGAAGAACUGAAAUGUGGAUAUGGACAGUUUUAGCUAAGAAAGGAUUAAAAAUUUUUUUAAACAUUUCAUCCAAACUUGAAAACAAUUUUUCUGGAACUUAAGAUUUUCUCCUUUCAGAAACCACUGGAAGGAUUUCAGUGAAAUUUGGUGCACACAUUAUUUUAUUUGGAAGCACUAUUUAAGUGGAACAAAAUUUUAAUAUAGACUUUAUAAACAGUUUUAUGGUUGUUAAUAUAUGGAAAAUUUCUACGUAAAAGAUGUUCAAAUUAAAAAA
Messenger RNA from Schistocerca serialis cubense, 3960 nucleotides. RefSeq lists its product as uncharacterized. Bases 2131 to 2853 code for a protein of 240 amino acids. The record is from RefSeq and is a predicted model, not a curated record. NCBI's taxonomy places the organism in Eukaryota, Metazoa, Arthropoda, Insecta, Orthoptera, Acrididae. The transcript is spliced from 2 exons.